Kockovaella imperatae is the source of this 2669-nucleotide messenger RNA. RefSeq lists its product as hypothetical. The transcript has 3 exons. The coding region runs from base 360 to 2540 and encodes 726 amino acids. The record is from RefSeq and is a predicted model, not a curated record. Lineage: Eukaryota; Fungi; Basidiomycota; Tremellomycetes; Tremellales; Cuniculitremaceae.
GAAACCAGCGCUGCUCGAAAUGCACCGGGCAGCACUUCAAGACGAACUCAGACUGGCAGCAUCUUGCCUCAUGGCAAAGAGUGACGGAGCGGGAGUAGUGCCCGGGAGUCAGUUGCGUUCAUCCUAGGAGCUUCACCUGCCUCGCACACAGAGAACUUCAAAGCUCCACAUUCCCCAAGCACAUCCGCCAGGAUUGCUCCUCAGGCAACGCUUGUAUCCGCUCUCCUUAGGUAUUGACUGCUAGACAACGCCUUGGGCUGCUCAGUCCAUACCAACCCUUCCUGCAUAUCUACCACAGAUUGUGCCACAAAUGUCAUGCUGACGUAAUGAGCUAUGUCAUGUUCGUAUAAGAUUUCAGGAUGUCUUCGCUCAAUUCAGCAAGUUUCCUUCCACAACGUCUGCACAUCGCCUCGGUUGCGACAGAGAAGGGGCAAGACCAUGCUUCAAACGGCGUCGAGCUCUGUGACGGUUGUCUCUUGAAACCAAGUCAAUUCGCUGCUCGAUCGAAUUACAAAAUAGCGGAAAUGGCAAGCCCUUCGACGCGUCGAGGGUCUUCCGCCCAGGUUGACGAAUCAACAUCCGAUCCAGCGGCUGAAGGACCAUCGUCUCAGGAGUUUGAAGCGCUCGGAAUCCUGGAUGAGAAAGGACCAGCAGGGUACGAAGGGCGAUAUUUGGUCGAUUGGGCCCCUGCAAAUGAUGGAGAGCCCUUCUCGCCUUCGUGGGAGAGAAAGACCGGAUGCUCAGAGAAACUAGUGGAUGAUUGGCUCGCGAGAAAGGCCAAGGACCCAAGUAUCGUAGGCAGACAUGGAGGCGAAGCGGAAGAGGAUUACGAGAGGCGCAAGAAUCGGCAAGACAAGGGAAAAGGCAAAACGUUGAAGCGAGUCCGAAGUAAAGGUGGAAUCUCUGCACAGGGCUCUGAAGGGACCGAAGGCAAAGAUUCUCCUCAGCAGAAACGGAGACCAACGUCUCGGGUAAAGCAUGGUUGGGAUUACGUUCCCAUUCCAAGUCAAGAACAAGCGCCGAUCAGGACGUCUAUCGAGAGUGAGAUUCGGCGAAGGAAGAAGGAAGGCCUUCCACCACUGCAAUAUGAGGUGAACGUCGACGGAGAGACUGGUCGAGCUACUCGAAAGCGCUCUAGGGACGUGUCGGGAUCCACCAGUACCCCACGCCCGAGACAACCUCGACCAUCGGGAGCUGGUUCAACGGGUGUUGCUUCUUCGGCGAAUAAGAAUCCGUCAUCGUCGGAGAGCAAGUCAACGUCAGGUAACGGUGGUCCUCGACAAGUUGCAAAUAAUAGCUCGCCGAUAUCUCGAAAACACCCCUCAAAACCCCCGGCUUCGCGUUCCGAUGUCCUCACUGCGAAGACACCACAGGAUGCAGGCCGCGAGGAGACCUCUGGACCUUCACAUUUGCCCAAAGACGUAAGCGGGAAUAGCAAAGAAGCAAAGGAAGUACCAGCAAAGUCGAAAUCAAGGAUAUCUUUCGCCUCCGAUACACCUUCGACGAGCAAAGCAGCGCAAAAAGUACCCACAAAGUCGACUUCAACGAGCGCUCUCAGGGACCAGUCAGAAUCGUUACUGGAAGCCAGUAAGGCCAUGACUGCGAAGUCACCGAACCGCCGCAUCCCUGCGACAGCCCAGAGUCCCAAGACUUCCCGCAUGGGUCCAGUGCCCAAUAUCACCGGCAGUCAGUUUAAGGCAAUGGUCAAGACUGUCGCCAACGGAGAAGAGCCGGCUUCCAUCACGCGCGAUUCGCCGGCAACUUCCCAAAUCGAUGCCAUCGUCCACUUUUCGAGCCCUGUUGAAGCCGCGAACCGCUCUUCCCAGAUCCAGCCGGUAUCUAGUGCACCUCCCGCCAGCAGCACAAUCCGGAGAAACGCGAACUCAGCCAUACCCGCAAGUCCUGCAGGCUCGUUGUCUCGCAAGACGGCCAUCAAGAGUACUCCCGGUCGCCCGAAGCCAAGGUCUGCAAACAUGAUCGCCAAGACUCCAAUGAAGCCAGGACCGUCGACUGCGAGCGGUGAAGAGAGUUCUCAUACAUCCAGUGGAGACGAAGUACCGGAGGGAACUAGAAGGAUAGGGCCAAAUGGAGAAGUGAAUUUUGUUGCGAAUACCGAUGAGGAACUUCCUUCUCUUGAUUGGACACCGCCUAGGUCACAGGUUACAGCCCAGAAGCCAAAGGAUGCGGUCACCAUCGAGAAGACAGCGGAUCCGACCGCGACUAGCUCCACUACGUCUGCGAAGACGCCCGCCAUCAGCUCCACCACAUCGGCGAUGGCCGUCGAAAACCCCACUACGUCUGUAGCCGAGCAGAGCAAAGCCCCGGAGGCGGAAGUGAACGCCAAUGCGAACGCGAGCGAAGCAGACGCCGUUGAGAAAGAUCUACCACAGAUCCGGCCCUUUCGGCGCCGCUCGCAUCAGCAGAGGCCGGACCCAGCAAGACUGCUGCCCCGGUUGCGGCACCAUCUCGUCCUGCCACAGACACCGAUCCGUCUGAUCCUAUCUCUAUCGAGCCCGAACUUCAAGUCCUCAAAAGGCUGAUCGAAAACAAGAAGUCUCUGGACGAAGAAGUGAUUCGCCUUCGUAAUCUAUAUAACAAUUCCGUUGAGGACAACAAUUUCCUGAGGCAGUCCUACAAAGACGCUUCAGACAAAGCCGUCGCCGAGGUGC